This is a messenger RNA of Ceraceosorus bombacis, 963 nucleotides long. NCBI's taxonomy places the organism in Eukaryota, Fungi, Basidiomycota, Exobasidiomycetes, Ceraceosorales, Ceraceosoraceae. The record is from the annotation of a GenBank genome assembly.
GCCAGCGCGUCUUUUCGGCCAACUUUUGAGCUAACCCUCCUCAAUCGAAAUCUCCCGUGUAUUUCUACUCUACUCACUCUCAACCUGGCGAAACCGCCGCAUCAUUACACAUCGCGAAUCCCAAAAGACUCUACCGUCCACAAAAUCGAUUGCAAGCUGUGUAUACGAUCGCGCGGACUGUGGCCAACGUGCUCAAGUCUCUUGCUUUAGUGUACAUGCACAAGUCUUGCCCCGGUAAAAGUCCCUCGUACGCUCCCAUGGCUGUGGCGCUUGCGAACACUUUCCAAGACUGGGCAGGCAAUAGGCACAGCGGACCACUCAAUGAAGCGCAACUCGCAGGCUCAGGGGAGGACCAACCCCAACAAAGCUACUCUACAAUUCCCAAAGGGGUCUUGUCCGACGACAAUCUCGACUCUGGCGCAAGCUACGCUCCAACGCACUUUUAGGCGUCGUGCCACAUUGCGACAUUGCAAAUCACAUUGAUUGGCGAAGUGCGUAAAGCUCUGAAGGCCGUGAUGGACGAGAGAGGGUCGAGGGGAGGGCGUGAAGGAAGGGGGAACCAUGACAUAAUGCAACGUGUGAAAAGAGUGCGAGAUUGCGAAAAUGAGACCAUUGUUCGUUGGUUGACAUAUCUGGUGGCUAAGUAGAGGACAUAUCCGUCGGCGAAAGACCGUGUUGGAGACAGAUGGAAAGGUGGACGAGACGGGAACAAAAGCGGAGCGCUGCGUAGCGUUGCUAAGAAUCUCUCUCUCUCUCUCUCUCGUCUAUUCAUGGCCGCAGCACGAGCAAGAUCCAGCCACUCUCUGCAGGACUUUUUCUCAAAUUCGCCUAGGCAGCUUGCCCUUCCCGAGAGAUCCCGCUUGCGUUGCCAAGGAUCAUUCGAGGGCAAUUUGGCCCCCUCUUCUCAACAAACCGGCUCCGCUGGCAAGACAAAUAGCAGUAGCAGCUGCGCUGCCAAACAGC